AUGGUCUUUAAAGAGGAUGAAGAAGAGGCUGAGGAAGAGAAUGAUGAAGGUGUUUUUGGUGGUGGUAACAAAGAUAUCAAAAAGCUUGCUCAACAGGUUAAUAUUGAAGAAAUCGAGAAAGUUUUAUCUAAUGAUCGUCGGUUUAGAAUACUAGAAGGCUAUCCUAAGAGGAGGAAUAUAAUAAUUGAACAUUUACAGACUAUAGAUAAUAAUAUGAAAUUGAAAGCCUUACAAGGGGAAUUAAAUGAGAAAACUAACAUUUUCAAUGAAUUACCAAUUUCUAAUCAAUCAAAGAAAGGAUUGAAAGCCAAUGGUUUCGUUAAAAUGACUGAAAUACAGUCUGCUACUACGCAUUUAGCACUCAAGGGUAAAGACCUCGUCGGUUCUGCUAGAACUGGCUCUGGUAAGACUCUCAGUUAUCUUGUACCAAUGCUAGAGUCCUUAUACAAGGAUAAGUGGUCGAAUACGGAUGGAUUAGGUGCAUUGGUUGUGGCACCAACGAGAGAGUUAGCACUUCAGAUAUUUAAAGUCUUACAUUCUAUUGGUAAUCACCACUCAUUCUCAGCGGGAUUGCUCAUCGGUGGUAAAAAUGUACAACAAGAGAAGACGAGGUUGAAUAGAAUGAAUAUUUUAAUAGCCACACCUGGUAGAUUACUACAACAUAUGGAUGAAACUUAUGGUUUCAACGCCGAUAAUCUUAAACUACUUAUUCUCGAUGAAGCUGAUAGAAUAUUAGAUUUGGGUUUCCAGAAAACCAUCCAAGCGAUACUCGAACAGUUGCCACCAACACACACUAGACAGAACUUAUUAUUCUCAGCUACGAUAUCACCAUCUGUGGCGUCAUUAGCGAAGCUUAGUUUGAACAACCCUUCGUAUGUUCAAAUUGGAGGUGAUAAUGGUGAGGAUCCAACACCAAAGAAUCUCGCACAGUUCUAUUCAGUCAUACCCUUAGAUAGGAAAUUGGACGUCCUAUUUGGUUUCAUAAAGACGCAUUUGAAGAAUAAGGUACUUGUUUUCGCCAGCUCUUGCAAGCAGGUUAGACACAUCUACGAGACAUUCAGUCACCUUCGACCGGGAACUAGUUUAAUGCACCUUCAUGGAAAACUCAAGCAAACCAAGCGUAAUGCAACAUUGACAAAAUUUAGUCAAGCAUCACAUGCAGUUUUGUUCGCUACAGAUAUCGCUGCUCGAGGUCUUGAUAUUCCUGCGGUUGAUUGGGUAGUUCAAUUAGAUAUACCCGAAGAUGCAGACACAUACAUUCAUAGAGUUGGUAGAACGGCGAGGUAUAACAGCAAAGGAAGCUCACUCAUGCUUGUUGAGCCAUCCGAACGCGAAGGAAUACUCAACAACUUGAAAAUAAAACACAUUGAACCGAAGUUGUUAAAGAUUAAGGAGAAAUUGAUGCAGCCAAUCUCAAAUGCACUUCAAGCACAUGCUUUCCAAGAUACAGAGAUUAAAUAUCUCGCUCAGAAGGCUUUCGUUAGUUACAUCCGUUCGGUAUAUCUUCAAAAAGAUAAAGAAACAUUCAACGUUGCUAAAUUACCUGUUGAAAAGUAUGCAUCAAGUUUGGGUUUGCCUGGUGUACCGAAAGUUAAAUUCAUGGCUGCAGAGAAAGCAAAAGCAAGGAAGAAUGAAAAGAACGCCAAGAAAGAGGAAUCAAGUGAAGCUGAAGAUGGAUCCGAUUCGGAAGAUAAUUCAUCUGAUCCUGAGACAUCAAAUGUGAGCGUUAGAACUAAAUAUGAUAGACUCUUCGAACGUAAAAAUCAAGGACAGUUGUCCGAGCAUUACAACGCUCUCAUUGAUAGAAAUGAUGGUUCAGAUGAGGAUGACUUUAUCACCUUAAAGAGACGUGAUCAUGAUCUUGAAGGUGAUGGAAGCGAUCUUGAGGACGCAGCUGGUAACCUCUCAAAACGCAAACUCAAGGCGGGUCAAUCAAAGAAAGCGGUAGCUGGUAAAAGUGAACCUGGACAUAAACUUCGCUUUGACGAUGACGGUCAAGCUCACGAAAUCUAUGAGUUACAAAAGGGCGAGGAUGUUGACGUUGAAGAGGAGAAGAAGAAGUUUAUCGAGGAACAGAAUGAAAAACUCAAGCAAGCUGAUAUUGAGAAUAAGAGACAAGCAAAGGAGAAGCGUGAUGAGAAGAAACGUAAGAGAAGAGAAAGAGAAAGAGAUGAUUAUGAUGAUGAGGACGAUGAAGGAGCAGGAGAAGCUGUCAUCGGAGGUGAUGACCUUGAUGAUGGCUAUGUAUCACCUGAAUUUGAUUUACCACCAAGCGGAAGCGAGGACGAGAGCGAAAGUGAAAGUGAAAGUGAGGAACCAUCUCAUAAGAAAGUAAAGAGGAAUUUACAACAAGAGGAAGACUAUGCUUUAUCAUUAUUAAGAGGUUAG
Molecule: messenger RNA, 2388 nt
Organism: Wallemia mellicola CBS 633.66
Lineage: Eukaryota; Fungi; Basidiomycota; Wallemiomycetes; Wallemiales; Wallemiaceae
Product: DEAD-domain-containing protein
Exons: 3
Coding region: 1-2388 (795 amino acids)
Biological process (GO): rRNA processing
Cellular component (GO): nucleus
Molecular function (GO): nucleic acid binding; ATP binding; RNA helicase activity
Source: RefSeq, a predicted model, not a curated record